AUGGAAAACUUGGAGGGGUUGCUCAUGGUCCCUCCGGACAGGGGCCAGAUUCUUGGUAGAGCUGUCUGGAAGCCGCGAUACGUUGUCGUUGGAAGGCGCAACGCCGGAGCCGGCCAUCCAGGUAGCCCCAGCUACUCGCAAUUAGUAUCCAACAGCCGCAACAAUAGCCUUGGGAACAAGUCUCUCGCCAAACUACCUACCGAAGAAUGUUGCAUCUUCGUUUACAAGCACAAGGAGGAUACUGAACCAAGCCAACAAUGGCCCAUAAACUCUAUUACCGACUGCCAGGUCCAGCAGAUCGCCCACCGCAAACAGGGCCCUGUCCUUCCCACUCUCGUCAUCUCUAUCGCCGACAAGGAGAAAAAGCGACGGUCGAGCCGAGCUGCCGGCCUUAUAUCCUCCAGUAAAGAAGCCAACGCAACGACACUCUGGUUCCGGACCCCUACAGACGACCACCACUUGAGCUUGCACGAGUGGGCUCGUUUCAUUCUCGCCAGAAAGUCUCCCAUGAGCCCCGAGAGCCCAAUGUCACCCCAAUUUUCGAACCCGUUUUCGUCGAGACCCCGCGAUACAUCCGACUACUUCUCGCGGCCAACGAGCGGAAAUCAGUCUGGCCGUUCUGAUACCCGUGCUCUUCAGCAUAAGAGCUCCUCCAACACCCACUCGACCGCUACUCGAGAUCGGCCCCUUACAUUCAGCUCCGAGUCGCCUAGCUUGCGAUCUAAACGUAGUGACGUGUCUUCCCCUUCGAGCAGCAACUAUCCAAUUCAGCAGAUGAACUUUCCAAUACCUGGACAGCACUACACUACGGUCCUUCCCACCGACCUGCCAUCUCCUGUUACCACAACGGGAGAAUAUCAAGGAGAGUUUAUUGAGGGUUGGACAUCAGCGCAAGGGCGAUCAUCCACGAUGAGCUCGCCUAUUCGAGGACGCAGCAGCAUUGGCUCACAGCCGCCUCAUCCUUCAACUGCCGCAACCGACUCGAGUUCUCCCCCUGGACCACGCGAGACCAUCUUAGACAGGGCCUUCCAGAUGCGAUGUAUCCCUGGCUCUGAACGAGAGGUGCCAGGCGAGGAGAAACUGAGUUCUUUGGCGCGGUUUGAUGCGCUUAUGCGGGAAGCUGACGAGAAGCGAAAACAGAGGGAAGAAGCCGAACGAGCCCAGCAGAUGGCGAUGCGUAGUGCUUUCGAAGCGUCUGACAGCUCUAGCGAGGAGCAAGAUAGUGAUUCGGACGACUUGGAUGAGGACGCAUACGGCGGAGUACCGGAACGACGGGGACCGGCAUUGAUACCGCCUACAACGCAACGGGCUCUGCAGUUUAUCACUGGCCGUCACGAAGCGGCGCCGCCUUCACCAUCAGGUCGUCCCCCUGUGACUAGGACACAGAUACCGCAAUCGCCUCCGCUGCGGCCGCAUACGGCGCAUGCCAAGAGUCGUCCAACUCCGAGCCAGAGGACCAACAGCACCCCCCAGCUGACUCCCGGCAUGGCCAAUCUGGAGAUAUCAACAGGAACCCCCACCAAGGUAUCCGAUGAUGGCGCGAUACGGCCGAAUGCAGACAAGCGUCUGUCCACUUCGAGCACCGCUACCAAAAGGUUGAGUUUUACCGAGUUCACCAAGAGGCUAUCGAGCACCAGCAGCUUACUGCUCGUCCAGACGAACGCUAGUGGGGGGAGUUCCCGGGGAAGCAGCGAGAUCGACAUCCAGCCCUCGUCCCUACCCCGUGGGACGCUGAACCCGCGAGGGACAGGGCCACCUCCUCGAGACCGAGACACAGAUGAUUAUGGAGGGAGAUGUCGAUGGCGUAACAGUGUUGGCGUUAUCGGGAAGGACGGCACCUUUAUCUAG
This is a messenger RNA of Fusarium falciforme, 1848 nucleotides long. RefSeq lists its product as hypothetical. The coding region runs from base 1 to 1848 and encodes 615 amino acids. The transcript is spliced from 3 exons. Lineage: Eukaryota; Fungi; Ascomycota; Sordariomycetes; Hypocreales; Nectriaceae. The record is from RefSeq and is a predicted model, not a curated record.